GCGUCCGCGUUCUCGGGCGAUGGCACGUUCUACUCUGCAGGCCUUGGCGCUUGCGGGAUCACGAACAGCGACUCGGACAUGAUCGCCGCCAUCUCCGGCGCGACCGGCAACCCCAACUCGAACCCUAUUUGUGGCAAGCAGAUCCGUGCGACCUACGGCUCCUCCUCCGUCGUCGUCGCCAUCACGGACCGCUGCGCUGGCUGCGCGGGCGAGUACGACAUCGACUUCACACCCACCGCGUUCUCCCAGAUCGCCGACCAGGCCCUCGGCCGUGUCGAGAUCACCUGGGAGUUCGUC
Molecule: messenger RNA, 297 nt
Organism: Schizophyllum commune H4-8
Lineage: Eukaryota; Fungi; Basidiomycota; Agaricomycetes; Agaricales; Schizophyllaceae
Product: Non-catalytic module family EXPN protein
Exons: 3
Source: RefSeq, a predicted model, not a curated record